This is a messenger RNA of Dryobates pubescens (Downy woodpecker), 1912 nucleotides long. It is a transcript of the gene MELK, whose product is annotated as maternal embryonic leucine zipper kinase. The transcript is spliced from 18 exons. The record is from RefSeq and is a predicted model, not a curated record. Gene Ontology annotation, molecular function: tau-protein kinase activity; protein serine/threonine kinase activity; ATP binding. Bases 17 to 1912 code for a protein of 631 amino acids. Gene Ontology annotation, cellular component: cytoplasm. Gene Ontology annotation, biological process: intracellular signal transduction; protein phosphorylation; microtubule cytoskeleton organization. NCBI's taxonomy places the organism in Eukaryota, Metazoa, Chordata, Aves, Piciformes, Picidae.
CCUUGCGCCCCUGAGAAUGGCUCUGGGUGACUAUGAAGAAAUUCUCAAGUACUAUGAACUGCAUGAGACCAUUGGAACAGGAGGGUUUGCCAAGGUCAAGCUUGCAAGACAUCAUCUCACAGGUGAAAAAGUGGCAAUCAAAAUCAUGGACAAAAUUGCCCUAGGGGACGACCUGCCCCGUGUGAAGGUGGAGAUUGAUGCCAUGAAGAACCUGAGCCACCAGCACAUCUGCCAGCUCUAUCAUGUGGUAGAGACAAGAAAGAAGAUAUUCAUGGUCCUGGAGUACUGCCCUGGGGGAGAGCUGUUUGACUACAUCAUCUCCAAGGACCGGCUGUCGGAGCAGGAGACUCGCAGCUUCUUCCGACAGAUCGUCUCGGCCAUGGCCUACAUCCACAGCCAGGGCUAUGCCCACAGGGACCUCAAGCCAGAAAAUCUGCUGAUUGAUGGGAACCAUAACCUGAAGCUGAUAGACUUUGGACUUUGUGCAAAGCCCAAGGGUGGCCUUGAUUACUGCCUGAGCACCUGCUGUGGGAGCCCAGCCUAUGCAGCACCAGAGCUGAUCCAGGGCAAAGCUUACAUUGGCUCUGAGGCAGAUAUCUGGAGCAUGGGAGUGCUGCUGUAUGCUCUGCUGUGUGGCUUCCUGCCCUUUGAUGAUGACAAUGUCAUGGGGGUGUUCAGGAAGAUCAUGAAAGGAAAAUACAGUGUCCCAAAGUGGCUGUCUCCAAGCAGUGCUCUGCUGCUCAGCCAGAUGUUGCAGGUGGACCCCAAGAAGAGGAUCACAGUCAAUAAUCUCCUGAGCCACCCCUGGCUGAUGCAAGGUUAUUCUGAUGCUGUUCAGUGGCAGAGCAAGUGCACACUGGCACACCUUGAUGAAGACUGUGUGGCAGAGCUCUCUGUGUUCCAUCAGCAGAGCAGGGAGAGCAUGCUGGAGCUGAUCUCCCAGUGGAAAUAUGACCAAAUCUCAGCCACCUACCUCUUGCUCCACUCCAAGAAGGGUCGUGGCAAAGGAGUUUCCUUGAGGGUUCCUCCACCUCUGAAGGGCCAUGGCAGCACCACACCACCUGCAGCCCUCAAGCCUGACCAAGCUGUGACCCAGAGAGAGAUGCCAGGCUGCAGUCAGCUGCCAACUGUGUUUGGGUCCAUGGAGUUUCCUGCUGCAUCUUCUGCACCUGAGGAGUCUCCACCAGAAAGAUUAAUCCUAAAAGCUCACAAGAAAAAGCAGCCCUCAAGCCAUGCUGCUGAGCUGGAGGACAGGGAACUCCCACCAUCCACUCCAGUCACCAGAAAAGUGUCCUCCAAGCAGGAUGAGAACAAAGAGAACAAUCGCACGCAGCCAGCUGGGAGGAAGAGGCAGCAGCUGGAGGCACAAGUGCCAAACACUCCCUUCCAGCGCUGCACAGGGCUGGCCUUCCUGUUCAGCAUCUUCACCAAUGACCCUGGUGAGGGGACAGAGAGCCUGCUCAGCAGGAGCCUUGCAGUGGAUUCAGACCUCCACCCAGCUCAGGUGGGCAGCAGCCAGAGGAAGAGGAAAGCCAAGAUCUUUGGAAGCCUUGAAAGAGGCCUGGAUAAGGUGAUCACAAUGCUGACUCCAGGCAAGAAGAGGAGGUACACCAGGGAUGGCCCAAGGAAACUCAAGGCACACUACAACGUCACCACCACUCAGCUCUUCAACCCAGACCAAGUCUUGAGUGACAUCAUGGCUGUGCUGACCCAGAAGCACGUGGAGUAUGUCCUCAGUGGGUACAGCCUGUGCUGCCAGUGGGAGCAGGGCAUGGUGUCGCUGGCCUUCGAGCUGGAGGUGUGCCAGCUGGGCGCCGCCGGCGCCCUGGGCGUCCGCCGCCGCCGCCUGAGGGGGGACGCCUGGCUCUACAAGAGGUUGGUGGAAGACAUCCUCUCCAGCUGCCAGCUCUGA